Molecule: messenger RNA, 2180 nt
Organism: Baudoinia panamericana UAMH 10762
Lineage: Eukaryota; Fungi; Ascomycota; Dothideomycetes; Mycosphaerellales; Teratosphaeriaceae
Exons: 3
Coding region: 260-1915 (551 amino acids)
Cellular component (GO): mitochondrion
Molecular function (GO): nucleic acid binding; ATP binding
Source: RefSeq, a predicted model, not a curated record
UGCAUGUAAACGGGCGUCAAGUGGCCGUUGUGCGAAAGGCCAUAGUAUUUAGUCGGCCAACGUCGACGUCAUCAUAAUUAUUGGCGUGAAUGAGAAAGCCUCUUCCGGGUCACGCAUCUGCAGCCUCUUCACACGGAGUAACACCACUUCAGUACUGUGGAAUAUUCACCUCACACGCCGCACAACAUUGCAUGCACAUCACUGCCGUGUAGUCUUGUAAUCUCUACGAUCCAUCUGAACCGUGUUGACGGCCACGAACAUGGCCGCAACAACAGCGCAGUACUCGACUGCCUCACUCUCAGAGCAAAAUGCCCAACCCUACAGCAGUAUGGCAGGAAGGCUCCAACAGCCUUUGCUGAAAGCGCUGGACGUCAUGGGCUAUCAAUACAUGACGCCUGUGCAGCAAAAGACACUCACAGAAUUACCCAGCUUCUCCGCAGACUGCUUGGUGCAAGCAAAGACCGGCACUGGCAAGACGAUUGCGUUCUUGCUACCUGCGCUACACUCUCUGCUUACGGAGCGUACGGUGCCUGUUGGUCAGGUCGGCAUCCUCAUCAUCUCACCGACCCGUGAACUCGCGCUACAGAUCGCGAAGGAGUGUGAUGCAUUGACGUCUCAGCUUCCCAGGCGGCUAGAGUGUCACACUGCCUUCGGUGGGACCUCCAAAGAUCGACAUCUGAAGGAGUUCCUCAACGGCAAGCCUAGUGUGCUCGUAGCCACCCCUGGCCGACUGAACGACUACCUCUCCGACAAUUACGUCGCGGAGAAGUUCACCGACAUUCGCACAGUCAUACUGGACGAAGCAGACACCAUGCUAGAAGCUGGCUUCCUACCCGCCGUCGAGCAGAUCCUCCGCCGUUUGCCACCCAAAUCGAAAGGCUGGCAGGGCAUGUGUUUCAGCGCCACCAUCCCCGAAAAGAUCAAGACCGUGCUCGGCAGAGUACUGAAACCCGGCUAUACGCACCUCACCACUGUCGACCCCAACGAAGUCCCCACAAUCGACCAAGUCAUACAAUACUCCGUCGUCAUCCCCGAUGUCUCCCAAACCUUCACUGCCCUCUACACCCUCCUCGAACAAGAACGACAACACUCACCGCACGACUUCAAAGCCAUCGUCUUCGGCUCAACGGCAAACGGGAUAGCCCAUCUCCACGCCCUCUUCGAACAACUCCUCGGCAAUACGGUCAAGGUCUACCAACUCCAAUCGCGUCUCAGCCAAAGCGCACGUACGCGAACGACAGAAGAAUUCAAACAAGCCUCCUCCGGCAUCAUGUUCGCCAGCGAUGUCAUCGGCCGUGGGAUGGACUUCCCCGGUACGGGCCUCGUCGUGCAAGUCGGUCUGCCGACGGAUAAGGAACAGUACGUCCACCGCGUCGGUCGUACCGCACGAGCAGGGACCGACGGACGUGCGGUGAUCCUACUCACGCAGCAAGAAUCGUACUUCCUCCACAUCAACAAACAUCUCCCCAUUCAACCUUAUCCCGUUAAUAUCCCGGCUACAGUAUCAGCACACCCAGAAAUCGAGCAAAGAGUGCACAACGCCGUAUCAGCGGUCGAUGAGAAGACAGUGCAAAAAGCAUAUCAAGCCUACCUAGGCUUCCACAAAACAUUCAUGAAACAACUCCGCACCGAUGCGGCUGGGUUGGUGGAGAUUGCAAACUCGUAUGCGCGUGCAAUGGGGUGUGCGGAGCCGCCGGUGAUUGAUAAGCAGGUUGUUGGUAAGAUGGGGUUGAGGGGGGUAAGGGGGUUGAAUGUGGGAGUUGUUGAGAGGGGUUCGACUGGAGGGAGACGGGGUGGCGGUGGCGGCGGUGGUGGUGGUGCGCGUCAGUUUUCGGCGAAUGGUGCGCAGCGCGGUGGUGGUGGUGGAGGUGCACAGAAUCAGAAGCAGGGCGGUAGGGAUGGGCAGCGAGGGUGACUAGACGUGCGUGCUUGCGAAGCUUUCUCGGUGGAGCGGCGAAGCUUCGGCGAAGAGUUGCCGAAGCCUUCGAGAGCAUAGAAUAUCUACGCUCGGUGCCGAACGGGACCGGCUUGGAAUAUGGUGGCGCUACGAGAGUUGGGCUGUACUUUUCGGACUGCGGUCGAGUUGCAUUCACAUUGCUUUCGAGAAAGCAAAGGUGCACGAGAUAGCAAAUUCCCAGCACGAGCGUGGACGACCACGAGCCACAUUCGGCCUGGACAAU